GUGUACCCUUACGCCCUGAAGGCGGAGCACAGGCAUGGCGGGCAAUGCGGCAGACAGUGCCAAUCACCUACCUUUCUUUUUUGGCAAUAUCACCCGGGAGGAGGCCGAAGACUACCUGGUCCAGGGAGGUAUGACUGAUGGGCUGUACCUGCUACGUCAGAGUCGCAAUUACCUGGGUGGCUUUGCCCUGUCGGUGGCCUAUGGCAGGAAGGCACACCACUACACCAUCGAGAGAGAGCUCAACGGCACCUAUGCCAUCUCCGGGGGCAGGGCCCACAGCAGCCCCGCUGACCUCUGCCACUACCACUCCCAGGAGGCCGAUGGCCUCAUCUGUCUCCUACAGAAACCCUUCAACCGGCCACCAGGGGUGCAACCCAAGAUUGGACCCUUUGAAGAUCUGAAAGAAAACCUCAUCAGGGAGUAUGUAAAGCAGACCUGGAAUCUGCAGGGCCAGGCUCUGGAACAAGCCAUCAUCAGCCAGAAGCCCCAACUGGAGAAGCUGAUUGCUACCACUGCCCAUGAGAAAAUGCCCUGGUUCCAUGGCAACAUCUCCCGGGAUGAGUCAGAACAGAUUGUCUUGAUAGGAUCAAAGACAAAUGGGAAGUUUUUGAUCAGGGCCAGAGACAACAAUGGCUCCUAUGCUCUGUGCCUGCUACACGAAGGGAAAGUGCUGCACUACCGCAUCGACAAGGACAAGACCGGGAAGCUCUCCAUCCCCGAGGGGAAGAAGUUCGACACCCUCUGGCAGCUCGUGGAGCAUUAUUCUUACAAGCCAGAUGGUUUGUUAAGAGUUCUUACAGUGCCAUGUCAAAAGAUUGGCUCACAAACAGGUCAGCUACAGAAUGCGAGUUCCCCUCUUCCGACUUGGUUACCGGGUGGAAUAAUCUCAAGAAUCAAAUCCUACACCUUCCCAAAGCCUGGCCACAAAAAGAGCGCCUCACCUCGUGGGAGCCGGCCAGAGAGCACUGUGUCCUUCAAUCCCUACGAGUCAGACCGCGGGCCCUGGGCUGCAGAGAGAGGCCCUCAGAGAGAAGCCAUGCCCAUGGACACGGAGGUGUAUGAGAGCCCCUAUGCCGACCCUGAAGAGAUCAGGCCCAAAGAGGUGUACCUCGACCGAAGCCUGCUGACCCUAGAAGACAGCGAACUGGGCUCCGGAAACUUUGGGACUGUCAAGAAGGGCUACUACCAAAUGAAAAAAGUUGUGAAAACAGUAGCAGUGAAAAUCCUGAAAAAUGAGGCCAAUGACCCGGCUCUGAAAGAUGAAUUGCUCGCAGAAGCCAAUGUCAUGCAGCAACUGGACAACCCCUACAUUGUCCGCAUGAUUGGGAUUUGUGAAGCGGAGUCUUGGAUGCUGGUGAUGGAGAUGGCAGAACUGGGUCCUCUCAAUAAGUAUUUGCAACAGAACAGGCAUGUCAAGGACAAGAAUAUCAUAGAGCUGGUCCAUCAGGUCUCCAUGGGAAUGAAGUAUUUGGAAGAGUGCAAUUUUGUGCAUAGAGAUCUGGCCGCAAGAAACGUGUUGCUGGUCACUCAACAUUAUGCUAAGAUCAGUGAUUUUGGUCUUUCCAAAGCACUUGGAGCUGAUGAAAGCUACUAUAAGGCACAGACACACGGGAAGUGGCCGGUGAAGUGGUAUGCGCCAGAGUGCAUCAACUACUACAAGUUCUCCAGCAAGAGUGACGUCUGGAGCUUCGGGGUGCUGAUGUGGGAGGCGUUUUCCUACGGGCAGAAGCCUUACCGCGGAAUGAAGGGGAGCGAGGUGACCGCCAUGCUGGAGAAAGGAGAGCGCAUGGGCUGCCCCGCAGGGUGCCCGAGAGAGAUGUAUGAGCUAAUGAACCUGUGCUGGACCUAUGAGGUGGAGAAGAGGCCUGGAUUUGUAGCAGUGGAACUGCGGCUGCGCAAUUAUUACUACGAUGUGGUUAACUAGCCAGCUCCCUCUGGUGUCGGUCCCCUCCUGGGCAAAUGUAUUCUGAUGGACUGGUUUUCAGUGUCUGCAACACCCUCUGCCGGUGGAGAGAGCCAGCUUCAUGUGGAACACGGCAUGUCCUUAGACUCUCCCUCCCCAGAACAAGCUCAUCCCCAGAAGGAGGCUGGACAAAGGGGCCCCUGAAUUCAUCUGUGUGGUUUUCAUGACAGAUCACUUCUAAGAUCUGAUUCCGAAUUCCUUUUAUUUUCACUGGGGCCUGGACUGCAGGAAUCCUGGAAAACUUGAACUAGAGGCAGGGCUGGGGGGUGUAGGGCAUUCUCAUCCACUUAGCCUCUGCAGAUCUUUCAGCUAGCAUUUCGCAGGUGAUUCCUGAGAUGGAGAAACAGCCAGGGUAAAAAAAAAAGGACAACUGCAUCUUGAACAGACUUUGGCAGCUGUGAGACUGAUCCCUGGUCACAGAAAUGCUGUCUGAAUGGAUAAAUGCUAUGGGAGCUUUCAAAGAAAGAGGAGGAGGAGGAAGAAGAGUAGAAGGAAGGAGAAAAGGAAGAGAAUGAAGAGGAGGCGGAAUAAGCUCUACCAGUAUGAGUUCUAACCAUCUAGCCAGUUAGUGAACUAAUAAUAAUAUGAAUAGUCAUAAUUAAUAAUAAACCUGGAUGUUGCUUUUGC
Molecule: messenger RNA, 2590 nt
Organism: Dipodomys ordii (Ord's kangaroo rat)
Lineage: Eukaryota; Metazoa; Chordata; Mammalia; Rodentia; Heteromyidae
Gene: Syk
Product: spleen tyrosine kinase
Exons: 13
Coding region: 35-1924 (629 amino acids)
Biological process (GO): innate immune response; regulation of platelet aggregation; adaptive immune response
Cellular component (GO): cytoplasm; extrinsic component of cytoplasmic side of plasma membrane
Molecular function (GO): ATP binding; signaling receptor binding; non-membrane spanning protein tyrosine kinase activity
Source: RefSeq, a predicted model, not a curated record